AAGCAAGACCUAAAACUCACACUCCAUGCCACCGUUUCCAAUACUCCGUCCCCGCCCAGACAAACACGCUGCACGUAAGGCCUGGGAAGCCUCCUGGGCCGCCGACCUCGAGGCCUACUUUAAGCCUGAACUGUCACUACACCGGUUCUCCAGGCUGAUUCUAUCUACAUCUAGGGACACGCUUGCUUUCUGUGCCGAGCCACAGAACGUGCUUGGGGACGACGAUCGCAUCAAAAACAUCUGUGGUGUGGACAUCGACAUGGCGCGAUGCUUGAAUCCUCACGAUUGGCAAUCGUUCCAAGACGGCUGGCGCGGCUUGUCAAGCGAAAGGCAGGGAGAGAUCAUUCUCGAGGGACUCUAUCACACGUCGUGUAUCGGAUCCAACAAGCAGUUCCGUGGUCAUUGCCCCGAGGUGACGCUCGCACAGGGUGGCCCCGUUAUUCCUCGAUUCUACGCCGAUGCAAACUGAGGAGAAACCGGUGCAAAACCAGCCAAAAGGGUCUAAAACACAGUAAAAGUGGCGGAAAAAUGAGUUUUGCCUUCGGUUUUUUCGGGUGAAAACCGGAUAAAGUUGGGGCCUUGUUGGAUCAGUUUUUGGCUAAUUUUACGCCGGAAAAAAGUGCACUUACCACCCAGUGUCGAGAAUCUGGCGAAGGGCGGUGGAUGAGAGCUUCUCCGGCUGUUGUCUCACUGGACGCCGAAUAUUCCGAAUCUCACGCAUGCAACACAUCUGGAGUAUGUGUGUGUGCCUAACCCGACCACAUCGUUAGCCUAUCCGAUGCAGAGGCCCAAGUACCCGAUACGAAAGCGACGGCGCGGAUGUGUCGUAUUAACAGAAUGCAGUCCAUGUCAAUUUUGCUUGGGAAGAUUGAAACAUCUACCGGGUCUAUCACGAAAUCGAAGGGCCCACGCACGAUACGCUAAACACGGCAACAUAACUUCCGCAAACAAGAAGCAGCUCAAGUCACUCCUAGAUUUACAAUACAGAAAGGGCUUCUUCAAGAAGUGGCCACCACAACAAGGGCAAGAAUCAGCUCAAUAGCGGGCGCACGAAGGGGUGUAGCAAGCGUGCCGCGCUCGGCAUCAGAGUUUACUAUUUUUCCAGGAGUGCCAAGUUGCAGCGGUCUGGAAGAACGGGGUGCUUGGAUCACACAAGGUGCUAUGUGGCAAUCAUAGCCUCUAUCUGGAACGAACGAGCUUCUCGCUUGCGAUCUGCGUCUAUGUGUAAUUGCGCUAUAUCUGCUUACACGCUGUGCAUCUUCCUUCGUGUAUCCCGACUGACUUAUACCACUAUCUAUGUGCUCAGUACUUAUGCUCCGAGCGCAAUCGAGAGUCUUGAAU
Molecule: messenger RNA, 1341 nt
Organism: Phanerochaete carnosa HHB-10118-sp
Lineage: Eukaryota; Fungi; Basidiomycota; Agaricomycetes; Polyporales; Phanerochaetaceae
Exons: 5
Coding region: 26-469 (147 amino acids)
Source: RefSeq, a predicted model, not a curated record